UUGAAACAAUCUACUGCCAGUUAACAACUCCACCAACUCAUUUGUAAACUAACUAAACGUUGUCGUAUUAAACUUCUUCAUCUUCCUUAUUUCUUUUCUCACUUUCGUGGAAGUUAUAGUGGUGAACCAUUACGCGCAAUUCCCAAACUGUUUUUUUUUUUUGGUUGACCAAACCCACAUUCAACAAAGUCUCUGUUUGACCAAAAAAAAAAAAAAAACUGAAAAUUUCAACUGUUUUUGUUCAGCCAGUCCCAAUUAAAUUUGGGAUUGAGGAGUAAGUUGGGUUUAUAGGAGCAAAAAAGAUUGAAGCUUUUUGAGGGUUUAAAGUAUGAAUCCAAAUUGGGAGCUACAGAAUUGUUGUAACCGUGACCAAAAGUUCUUUAUUGGUACCAUUGCUGUUUUUACUGUUGUCAUUCUUAUAUUAUGGAGGACAUUUAUCCUGACACCUUUCAAGCUCAUUACUGUAUUUCUUCAUGAAGCAAGCCAUGCAAUCGCAUGUAAGCUCACAUGUGGUCAGGUGGAAGGAAUGCAAGUUCAUGCCAAUGAGGGGGGAGUAACAACAACACGCGGUGGCAUUUAUUGGUUGAUCUUGCCUGCUGGAUAUCUUGGUUCGUCUUUUUGGGGGAUGGUUCUCAUACUUGCAUCGACAAAACUUCUCACUGCAAAAAUUGCUGCUGGUUGUUUCAUUGCUGCUCUUCUCAUUGUGCUCUUUAUUGCCAAAAAUUGGACAUUGCGAGGACUUUGCAUCGGAUUUAUCAUUUUCAUGGCUGUAAUCUGGGUUCUGCAAGAACUAACAACAGUUCGCAUUCUUCGAUACGUAAUUCUCUUCAUAGGUGUUAUGAACAGCUUGUUCUCAGUUUACGAUAUAUAUGAUGACUUAAUUUCUAGAAGAGUGAACUCAAGUGAUGCUGAGAAGUUUGCUGAACUGUGUCCCUGUCCCUGUAAUGGUGUUGGUUGGGGAGUUAUCUGGGGAAUGAUAUCUUUUAUAUUUCUUUGUGGAGCUAUGUACCUCGGACUCGUCAUUCUCUCAUGAGGUUCAUGCAAAUGAAUUUAUGGACCUUACAAUCCAGAAGAACAAAGUAGCUGCAGUUGUUGAUCUCUAAUUCAUUUCCAUUCCUUCAAUGCUAUUGUAUAGCUUUUAGAUAUUUAUUUUUGUCCCCAGGUGCACUGCAUCACUAACCCUGUGGACUCAUUCUUUCACAUCCUUUUUGGAUGGGGUUAAAUUAGUCAUAACUUGUGUCUAUAUAACAAAGUUCAGACCUUUAUAUUGAAGAAACUGAAAAUUGAUUGCUUGGCA
Lycium barbarum (goji berry) is the source of this 1297-nucleotide messenger RNA. RefSeq lists its product as uncharacterized. The record is from RefSeq and is a predicted model, not a curated record. Lineage: Eukaryota; Viridiplantae; Streptophyta; Magnoliopsida; Solanales; Solanaceae. The coding region runs from base 329 to 1033 and encodes 234 amino acids. The transcript has 10 exons.